Aphanomyces astaci is the source of this 291-nucleotide messenger RNA. RefSeq lists its product as hypothetical. NCBI's taxonomy places the organism in Eukaryota, Oomycota, Saprolegniomycetes, Saprolegniales, Verrucalvaceae. The coding region runs from base 1 to 291 and encodes 96 amino acids. The record is from RefSeq and is a predicted model, not a curated record. The transcript is spliced from 2 exons.
AUGUACAUCGAGAUCGUGUUUGUGUCGUGUGACCGCAACCAGGAACAAUUCGACGAGUACUGGGGCGACUACGUGACGUUUCCAGCCCUUCCAUACGAAACCCGCUCAACCAAAACCGACUUGGGCAAGAGAUUUGGCAUCAAGUUCAUCCCCACACUCAUAUUUCUCGAUGCCGAGACCAAGGAAAUCAUUACACGGUCCGGCGUCGAUAUCGUCGAAGGCGGUGUCGACGGACAGGAUUAUGUUGCCAGUGCUCGUGACGUUCUUGGCUUGGAGGCUGCUGUACCUUGA